CAUGUAGAAUUGUAGAUUGCUACAUCAGAAGAUAGUUACAUCAUUUACCGUGUGAAAUCAAAAGAUAGUUGCAUCAUCAAAACUAAUGGCUUGUGUUGGUCAAUGUAUCAACUGCAAAUUGGUUUAAUUCAAUAACAUUCACACACGAUGAAAGCUGGGUCAUCAAGAUCCACCAUUCUCCUAUUCGUUCUUGUUCUCUCGCUGGUCUUGUCUCCAAUACUUCCACGUCAAGCAACUAGUUUGCCUCUAGGAGGUGGAGGGCGUAAGUUGAUGGCGCCGUCACCACCAAUUCUCAUGUGUCCACAGUGUGCAUGUUGUGCACCUGCUCCACCCGGUUUUUGCUGCCCAUGUCGUUGUCCAGGCGGUCCCUAAAAAGUUGGUGACUUCUGCCUCAUGAAGUCAUGAGUCUGUGAGUUAUAUAUGUGUGAUCUUUUAGUUUAUAUGUAUAAAUAAGUAAAACAAAAGGUGUACUCUUACUCUUUGUGUGUCUGAAUAAGAAGGGUUCUGCUGUAUGUUAUUAAGUUUAUUAGUUUU
Camelina sativa (false flax) is the source of this 534-nucleotide messenger RNA. RefSeq lists its product as uncharacterized. Lineage: Eukaryota; Viridiplantae; Streptophyta; Magnoliopsida; Brassicales; Brassicaceae. The record is from RefSeq and is a predicted model, not a curated record.